AUGAUAGUGUUCUUGGUGUCUUGCUGUAAAAGGAAGAAGCGAAAGCCUCAUGAUCAAAUGCAAUACUACAGGGACAAUUCUCAGGGAAACAAAGGUGGUGGAUACUAUAACAAUGGACAACAAGAGAGCUGGCACCACCACAACCAAUCCUUCCACCACAAUGUUAAUCUGCCUCCACCACCAGGUAAUGCUGGAAUAAGUUCAAACCACGGUUGGCCAGCGGCGGCGCCACCACCACCACCACCAGGGAUGAACAGCAGUGAAAUGAACUCCACCGGUUACUCUGGCCCACACCAUGCCUCCUUGCCACCACCCCACCCAGGCCUAGCCUUAGGGUUCAACCAGAGCUCUUUCACCUACGACGACCUAGCAGCCGCCACCGGAGGAUUCUCCCGUGGCAACCUAUUGGGACAAGGUGGGUUUGGAUAUGUUCACAAAGGGGUGUUGCCAAAUGGGAAAGAAGUGGCUGUGAAGAGUCUCAAAAAUGGUAGUGGGCAAGGAGAGAGAGAAUUUCAGGCGGAGGUUGAUAUUAUCAGCCGUGUCCACCACCGUCACCUUGUGUCUUUGGUUGGCUAUUGUAUUGCUGGCUCUCAAAGAAUGUUGGUUUAUGAAUUUGUUCCCAACAAUACACUUGAAUUCCACCUGCAUGGAGCCGGUCGACCAACUAUGGAUUGGCCUACAAGGCUCCGGAUUGCACUAGGAUCAGCCAAAGGGUUUGCUUACCUUCAUGAAGAUUGUCACCCUCGCAUUAUCCACCGAGACAUCAAAACUGCGAAUAUUUUAAUUGACUUGAGUUUCGAAGCUAAGGUGGCAGAUUUUGGAUUGGCAAAGCUUUCUUCGGACAACUACACUCAUGUGUCAACAAGAAUCAUGGGAACCUUUGGGUACUUGGCACCUGAGUACGCAUCAAGUGGCAAGCUAACUGAGAAAUCUGAUGUUUAUUCAUAUGGAAUUAUGCUACUGGAACUGAUAACUGGACGACGCCCCGUGGAUGUCAGCAGCGACGAUGAUAGCUUAGUUGAUUGGGCUAGGCCGAUUCUAACGCAUGUAACAGAGGGUGGAAGCUACGAAGAGCUGGUGGAUCCACGGUUAGAGAACAACUAUGAUCCCCAAGAGAUGCUACGCAUGGUGUCAUGCGCUACUGCUUGCAUUAGGCAUUCUGCUAGGAGACGCCCCAAAAUGAGCCAGAUUGUCCGUGCUUUGGAAGGCGAUAUGUCGUUGGAUGCCUUAAACGAGGGAGUGAAACCAGGCCAUGGUGCAAUGUCCAGCUAUGGUGGCAGUUCUGAGUAUGAUGGAGGUUCAUACCACUCGGAGAUGAAGAAGUUCAGGAAAACCGGCCUGUCAAGCCAGGAGUUCACGAGCAGCGAGCAUGGCACCACCGGUGAGUUCGCCACCACUCCCGGCGGCGAAUCACAAGAACUGCGCCGUUUGCGCAGCCCUUGAUCGAGCAAAGCUCGGCAACUUCCAUGAUUAAAAAGCUGACGAGGUCAUCUACAUGUGUUUAUGAUGGUUUAAUGUUGACACGUACAGUCUCAAUCGGCUCGUAUAGGAGGGUGCACGGUGUAAUUCAAUUGUUGUACGGCCAACAAUUUGCUUAGAUUGAGGAGAUGCGGUGAGGGCAAUUGCCUGGAUAACUCAUGCACAGUAACUGAUUGCCAA
Messenger RNA from Ilex paraguariensis (yerba mate), 1659 nucleotides. NCBI's taxonomy places the organism in Eukaryota, Viridiplantae, Streptophyta, Magnoliopsida, Aquifoliales, Aquifoliaceae. The record is from the annotation of a GenBank genome assembly.